AUGCCGAAUCGAUCCACCAACAACAAUGGAGCCAGCACUUCACAAUCAAACCAGAAUGGUUUCAAAAAACCAAAACCAGAAGUAGAGGAUGACGGAUAUGAACAAAAUCAUCAAGUGAGUUGCAAGAUACAAAUCUAAAUAGUUGUCCGAAAAAUCGAUUUUUGGCCAAAGGCCUAGAAAUGUCGGGAAAACUCGGCCAAGACAACAAACACGCGCUAUUGUUUUGAGGAUGUGAAGAGUCUUGGCCGAGUUGGCGAUAUUUCUAGGCCAUGUCUAGAUUUUUCAAAAUAAAAACAUGAUAGAACAUUGAUUUUCAGAUGCCUGGUCCAUCUCACUCAUCUUCCGCCACAACUGCCAAAAAAUCAAGUCCAAAUGCCAAAGUUUCUAUGUUGGCUGUUGUCAAAGAAGAAGUUGUGAGUUUUAAUAUUUACCACAAAAAGACAACAGAAAAUUGAAAAUUCUUAUUUUGAGCAAACGGAAAUUGUGAAUUUCAUUUUGUAAUCCUAAAUUAAAAUUUUCAAAAUUUAGGAUAAUUUAACCCAUUUUUCUGCAACACAAUAAUAUAAAAAUUUGAUUUUCAGACAGAAGAUCAACCGAGCUCGUCGACCACCAAGAAUCGUCAAUCUGAAACCUCCGCCACUUCUGCAUCUGAUAAAAAACCAGCUCCAAGACCGAUUGUGAAAUUAAGAGAAGUUAAAAAGGAAGAGCCGGAAGAAGCACCGCAAGCUUGUGAUGAUGCUGCAAAAACUCCGAAAAAUGAAGAACCUGAAAAUGCUCAACGUAAUCGAGUUGUUCGAACUAGACGCCAAAGAGUUAUUGUAAGUUAUUAUAUUUAUAUUAUUUGUUUUGAAGUAAAUAUAUUUUCAGAAUCCAAAUGAGCCGCUUCGCCGCUCUUUGCGAAUUCAACGUCGGAAUCGUACAAUUAUCCCUGAUCAGGAACACGAGCCGGCAGCAAUGCCCAGUUCCAGAGCCCGUCGGGAAAUGCGCAAAUUGGAGAUUGACAGCGCGCAUUUUUUCUAA
Messenger RNA from Caenorhabditis angaria, 1020 nucleotides. The record is from the annotation of a GenBank genome assembly. Lineage: Eukaryota; Metazoa; Nematoda; Chromadorea; Rhabditida; Rhabditidae.